AUGGAAACGAAGACCUUUGGGGUCACACCACAUUAUCUAGCUGUUCCACAGAGAAUUUCUGAAUUACCCAAAUCUAUCGACAAUCUUACAGCAAGUAUGGUUAAAGAGAAUACGGAUGACUAUUCUCCGUUACUAAUGGCUGUAAUGAAUGGUCACCUUGGUGAAGUACAAAGCCUAGUCAGUCAAGGGGCGAACGUGAAUCAGGGUACCGCUGAAGGCUGGACACCGUUAAUGAUUGCAGCAAAGACCGGCAGAGUGGAGAUGUUGACAUUUCUCAUCGAUCAAGGGGCUGAGAUUAAAAAGUCUGUUACAAGACUGACUGCUUUACACUUUGCUGCUUUCCUUGGUCAUCUUGAUGCUAUCAAAUAUCUGAUCAGUCAAGGGGCUGAUGUGGAGGAAGGAAAUGAAAAUGGUUGGACUGCAUUUCACAUUGCUGCCCUGAAUGGUCAUCUUGAUGUCACCACAUAUCUGAUCAUUCAAGGGGCUGAGAUAAACGAAGGAAAUAAUGAUGGUGGGACCGCAUAA
Lytechinus pictus (painted urchin) is the source of this 525-nucleotide messenger RNA. RefSeq names its product protein fem-1 homolog C-like. The record is from RefSeq and is a predicted model, not a curated record. The transcript has a single exon. Bases 1 to 525 code for a protein of 174 amino acids. Gene Ontology annotation, molecular function: protein binding. NCBI's taxonomy places the organism in Eukaryota, Metazoa, Echinodermata, Echinoidea, Temnopleuroida, Toxopneustidae.